Molecule: messenger RNA, 1578 nt
Organism: Metarhizium album ARSEF 1941
Lineage: Eukaryota; Fungi; Ascomycota; Sordariomycetes; Hypocreales; Clavicipitaceae
Product: Molybdenum cofactor biosynthesis, MoeB
Exons: 2
Coding region: 1-1578 (525 amino acids)
Biological process (GO): protein sumoylation
Cellular component (GO): cytoplasm; SUMO activating enzyme complex
Molecular function (GO): SUMO activating enzyme activity
Source: RefSeq, a predicted model, not a curated record
AUGCAUCACCAGAACGACGCUGUCACCAUUGCAGAUGCUGAUGCUGCCGCCUUGCCAAGCGCGCAGCCAAAUGGAUCUUUGCCCGCGUUCGACCAGAAUAUGCUGGGCCAGGCAAAUCCCCCCCAGGCCAUGGCAGCCAUGAUGGCCGGCCGGCCAUUCAUACCAGAUUCGAGCCUGGGCGACGUCCCCAUGGCGGAUGGGACAUUUGUGAUGCCCAUGAUGAUGCCACAUAGCCUGUCCACGGAAAUGCCAAAAAAUACGGUAUCUGCUGACGACAUCGCCCUGUAUGACAGGCAGAUCCGCCUCUGGGGCAUUGCUGCCCAAGAAAAGAUCCAAAACGCCCACAUCCUCCUCAUAACCAUGCGUGGCCUCGCCCACGAAAUCGCCAAGAAUCUCGUCCUUGCAGGCGUCGGCUCCAUCACCCUGCUCGACGGCUCCUCCGUCACAGAAACCGACCUAGGCUGCCAAUUCUUCCUCUCCCAAGGCGGCGAGAGCCUCGUCGGCCAGAAUCGCGCCGAGGCAGCCAGCCACGCACUUGGCAAGCUCAACCCCCGAGUCCGCGUACACGUAGAUCCCGAAAGUGUCACGGCAAAGGGACCCAGCUACUUUGCCGCCUAUGACGUCGUCAUCGCGACGGACCUGGACCCCGGCACAUUCAACAUCAUCAACACGGCCACGCGGAUCAACGGGCGGCCGUUCUACGCUGCCGGCACGCACGGCAUGUACGGCUUCAUCUUCAGCGACCUCAUCGAGCACGACUACAUCAUCUCCCGUGAAGCCAGCAACGUCUUCACGACGCCCAAGCGGGAGUCGCGCACCCGCUCCAUCAUCGACGUGAAGACCAAGCAGGACGGCGGCAAAAUCAUUGAAUCCGUCACCAAGCGCGAGCUCUACUCGACGUGGUUCCUCGCUAGCGACGUGGCCGUCCUCCCGCCAGAAUACACCUCCUCAAAGCGGCGCCUAAAGUCCGUCACGCCCGCUCUGUCUUGCCUCCGGGCUCUCUGGGAGUUCAAGCAACUCCAGGGCAACCGCCUUCCCAGCAACAGAGAGGAUUUGAAGCUCUUCACCCAGAUCGCCACCCAGAAGCACAAAGCGCUCAGCCUGCCCAGCGAGACGCUGCGGCCCGAGUUCCUGCGCAGCUUCCUCCAGAACCUGGGCAGCGAGAUCGCCCCCGUCACCGCCAUCCUCGGCGGCCAGCUGGCCCAGGACGUCAUCAACGUGCUCGGCCAGUCGCAGCAGCCUAUCCAGAACAUGGUCAUCUUCGACGGCAACAAAAUGGAAGCCCCCGUGUAUCCUCUCCACCCUGAGCUCGAGCUCGGCGCAAGCCUGCUAUCCGUGCCCAACGCCAAUUCUGCCGCCGCGGGGGACCCCGUGAUUCCCGGAGACGUGCACAUGUUUGGCGCCGCAGAGAACACUGCAUAUCCCGUGGUGGCGCCAAUGCAUAAUGUAGACAUGGCCGUCGUGAACGUCAAGGCACAAGACGCUCCCGCACAGCCGGCAGACGGUCAGAACAACGACAAGGCGGACACAGAAAAGGAGACGUCAAAUGAGGCUUCCAAGCAAGGCGCUCCUGCGUAG